This is a messenger RNA of Symsagittifera roscoffensis, 734 nucleotides long. RefSeq lists its product as uncharacterized. Lineage: Eukaryota; Metazoa; Xenacoelomorpha; Acoela; Convolutidae. The transcript has 5 exons. The record is from RefSeq and is a predicted model, not a curated record. Bases 45 to 719 code for a protein of 224 amino acids.
UUUCUAAUGAGGCCGAAGUUGAAAAAACUGUGACCACUGGUGCUAUGUUGGGAACACAGGCAGGCAACCAAAAUUCAGAGAAAAAUGAUCCUACUGAGAAGAGUUUUAACCUGGAAGCAAUAGAGCACUAUCCGGAAGGGGACUCUUUGGACGCAGAAGACUCGGGGAUGCUGCGACCUUGCAUAGAACGACACGAUACUUCACUUGAUGAAGCUACCCUUUUGGUUUUUGAGCAGGAAAACCAAACAGGCCUACCAUUCUCUGAUGCAAACUCUCUUCCUGAGGAGAAUUUCAGUUUGGCUACAAGGGACUCUUUGGAAGCUGGAGGCUCAAUGAUGCUACAACCGUUCAUGGAGCGAAGCUCCUGGAACUGUGAGUAUUUGCUAAAAGUAUCUCCAGAUCAAUUCUGGAUGCAAAUUGGGAAUCAGUUCCUGCGAGGUUCUGAGGUUACAGCCUUUCUGUACAAGUUUCGAAUGUGGCUGCUAACAAGUGAGCUCAAGUGUGAUGAAGAAUUAUGCAACGCAUACAAAGAAACUGCAGUCCACGCUUCCAAACAUGCCGAUUCAUUGGAUGAAUCGGAAGCCAGGUUUUCAAAAGCAGUCGCGCAAGGAAUGCUCAGUUUCCAGACACUAUCUCAAAUUAAGGCUUUCCUUCGUAAACCUGGUUUUUUAAUUGAGUUCGUUUUUCGAAAUGAAAAGGCGAUUGAAAAAACUGCUUAAGAUUCAAACAGCUCA